Molecule: messenger RNA, 1389 nt
Organism: Penicillium samsonianum
Lineage: Eukaryota; Fungi; Ascomycota; Eurotiomycetes; Eurotiales; Aspergillaceae
Product: putative citrate synthase
Exons: 4
Coding region: 1-1389 (462 amino acids)
Biological process (GO): carbohydrate metabolic process; tricarboxylic acid cycle
Cellular component (GO): mitochondrial matrix
Source: RefSeq, a predicted model, not a curated record
AUGUCCACAGGCACUCUAUUUAUUCGCGACUCACGCACUAACGCGAACUAUGAGAUCCCCAUUAACCGAAACGCAGUACGCGCGACCGACCUUCAGGGUAUCUGGGCGCCUUCGCUCAAUAGUAAUCGCGCAGACCAAGUUGUCCAUGGGUUGCGCGUCUAUGAUCCCGGAUUGCAAAACACGGCCGUGACAGAAUCAGCUAUCAGUUUCUCUGAUCAUGAGCACGGUCUACUUCUCUAUCGAGGAUUUACCCUGGACCAGCUUUGGGGAUGCGACUUUGAAGAAAUGUUCCAUCUGCUGCUAUGGGGGAGAUAUCCUACAGCAAGUCAAUGCGAAGAGUUACGCCAGACGCUGGCACAGUACAUGCAAGAAGUCCCUGAUAUUGUCCGCCAGACCAUCUUUAAUCUCCCGUAUGAUGGUUCUCUUGGUCGUGUAUCAGCCAUCUUGUUUCUAACUAGCAUUGAAAUACGCAGGAAGGAGACUAGCCCACUACCGCUGAUCCUAGCCGGCCUUUCAGCCUACCUGGCCUGUAUACCCGAUGUGAUCCCAGCAACCACAAAUGCGACGAUCCACCAAACAGACAUCAAACGGGCCGACCAAAUCAUCCUACAAACUGUUGCCGCCUACGCUGUUGUAUUCGGAGCCGUACGAUCCCAUCGGCUAGGCAUUCCCUGGAGGUCUCCGUUUCUCCACCAGACCUACUACGAGAAUCUAUUCACCAUGGUGGGUCUCGUAGACCCAGAGACAAACCGCCCGGAUCCUACACGCGUAUCCUGUUUUCGGCGCUUUGGCAACCUUAACGCCGAGCACGGAAUGGCUUUAACAGUCUUCUCAACCCUAGUGACCGCCUCAUCCCUGACUGACCCAGUGUCCUGUUUGAUAGCUGCCGUAGCCGCCGCCCACGGACCCUUACACUUCGGGGCAACAGAGUCCGCCCAACGCGCUCUCCACGACAUUGGUGAACCAAAGAACGUCCCCGCCUUCAUUGAAGAAAUAAAAGCCGGAAAGCGAAAAUUAUUCGGCUAUGGCCAUCGAACUUAUAAGGGAAUGGAUCCACGCGUGCGUCCCAUCCAAAGCAUCCUGAAGGAUUUAGCCGAUGUCCAUCAACCACUAUUAAAAGUCGCCGAAGUGAUCGAGGAGGCUGCUACGAAAGACGAGUACUUUCGUACACGGGGCUUGUAUCCCAAUGCGGACUUCUACGGUAACUUCGUGUUUACUGGAAUUGGCUUUGAGCCUGAUAUGAUUCCCGCGGCAAUGCUUGCUCAUCGCAUUAUGGGUAUCAUGGCGCACUGGAGAGAGUACAUGGUCACCCGUGGCAAGCUGUUUAGACCUACUCAUCUGUAUACGGGUCAUGCAGCGCCAACGUCAGACCCCAGGCCUAAAAUAUAG